Telopea speciosissima is the source of this 911-nucleotide messenger RNA. RefSeq lists its product as uncharacterized. NCBI's taxonomy places the organism in Eukaryota, Viridiplantae, Streptophyta, Magnoliopsida, Proteales, Proteaceae. Bases 187 to 909 code for a protein of 240 amino acids. The record is from RefSeq and is a predicted model, not a curated record. The transcript is spliced from 7 exons.
CUCUUCCGAUCUCAACUGUGGAAAUUUCUUCAAUUCUGCUUUGCCCCUCCUUGUUGUGACGGUUGAAAGGGUAGAAAUAGAGGAGGACAAGGUUGGAACUUGGAAGCAUGGUCUGCAGAUUUAGUCUUUCGAGGUGUAGGAAUUCGUUAUAGGAGUGGCCGAGGGGUCAAGUGUUAGAGCAGCAAAAUGGCUUCCGAGGAGGAAAAGAGCAAACAGGAGAAUAGUAGCAGUAGUUCUUGGUCGCGAAACCCACCCUAUAUAGAAAAGGAAGGCGAGGAUGUGAAGGUUUGGGGAAUUCUCUUGUUUGGUCUGGUUGGCGCCACCCUCACCACAUUCGCCGUCGGACAAUUGCAGAGGUCCAUUGACUGGUUCUACACUCAGCUAACUAGGUCAAAGGGUACAACUGGUGGUCCAUUUCGUUCAAGUUUCAGGGAGGAAGCAUGGAAACGAUAUAAUCGUAGAAUGCAAGAGGAGUAUGAGGAUGAAAUGGAGAGAGUGGAGCGUAUAAAGCGUAUGCAAAGUGUGUUCAACAGAGAACGGAAUAAAUUUAAGAAGAGCUAUGAGAGCUGGGGAGAAAAUGGUCCCGGAGCAUAUCAUCAACAUUUUCAGCGAAAUGAUUGGUAUUGGAAGACUGAGACAUCCUACAGAGAACAAAGGACUAAUUCGAGAGCAACCCCCCAAGACAGUGGAAAUAUUUCAUUAUCACAUCACUACUCAGUUUUGGGCCUCGACAGGUGGAGAUCAAAGCCGUACACAGAAACGGAGAUCAAGACAGCUUUCAGAGCGAAGGCAAUGGAGUACCACCCAGACCAAAACAAGGAUAAUAAAGAGGCUGCUGAAGCAAAGUUCAAAGAAGUACUUUUGUCCUAUGAAGCGCUAAAAUCAGAAAGAAAGAAUGAGAAGCUCUAAUC